UUUUUAUGAGAUUACCCAACACUAACAACUUUUCGCAUUGGUUUGAUAUUUUUGAUUUAAAUGAGUGCAUUUAUGCAAAAAGAAGUGCAAAUAAGGUAAGGGAAAAAUAUGUCGACGAAGCCAGAAGCCAUGGAUUGUGCGGACGUCACGGAAAUCGCAAAUGAGGAUGGCCAAGGAACGGAAACAUCACUCAUAGCGGAGAAAGAUGCCGGCUCGCCGAGUGUUGUCGAAAAAAUUGAUGCUGAGCCCACUGUGCUGGAAGAAAAGGGGAAACCCACUAUUGAAGACGAUGUGGAGAUGGCGGACCUAACGUCUGAAGAACCAUCUCUGAUGCAUGCAGACAAUAAUCCUGCCCAUGCAGUUUCCGACAAAUCCAAGGGAGACCUUGCCUGUGGUUCGCCGGCUGAGGUCGAAACUAGUAAAGUAGAGGAAGUUGGCCCUGUCGAGAUCGAUUCAGACAGCAGCGUCGAGGUAAUAGAUAGUCCAGUCAAGUCCCCUCCCUCCAAUAAAUCUGGGGAGGAGCACAAACAAGCCGCAGAAGAAUCGCCGCCGAAGGGUCUCGUUACCGAUGCUAAGGAGGGAAAAAACGAUGAGGGCGACAUGCCAGACAGUAGUAUUGAACUUAUCAGCAGUCCCACCUCAGAAGAUUCUGCUGGCAGAGAUCAACCAAAAGAAGUCAAGAAGCAGGAGGAGGAGAAGGCGGCUUCUGCAGAAAUAUCCAUGGACAUGGAUCACGGCACACCGAGGGAAAGCGAAAUGGACGGGGCACCUAAGCCUGCUGAGACUGAUGAAGCCCUAGCUCCCGAAAACAACAAAAUUGGGCUUGAGGUCGACCUCGAAAAUAAGGCAAUACCACAAUCACUUGACUUGGAACAAACUAACCUCACGUGGAACGGCGAUAUAUUUUAUGGCAAAGAUUGCGUCAAUUGCAACUGCAAGCGGCUCCACAAGCAGUUCGUGCUGGCCAAUAUGGCCACCUUGAACUUUUACAAAGUUACCAGGAAGGUUUCCAAGCAGCAGUUCGUCUGCACUGGAUGCGGCGAUGCAGCCAUGGAGAUGUAUGAGCAAUACGCUGGUCAGCUGAUGGCCAAGCAACCUUUAUUGCUGCAGGAGUUCCAUCAAGAUCAAGCCGAGUUUGUGGCUCUGGAUAGUAGCGAUGAGGAGGAGGAGGAGAAGCAAGUAGAGGAAAAGCCAGAGUUUUCCACAAACGAUCUGAACCUGAUUGAAAAUGAAUUGGAGGACGCCAUUGCAAGUGUGCUCAACCGGGUGGGGUUCCAGGACCAGCUUAGCUGGUCCAAGUCCAUCCUACUGGCCAGGGCGGAGCGCUUGGAGCGCCAGUUUGAAUUGGCCGACAAGGAACUGGAGGCGGUACAGAGCACCGCCGAUAAAAUGCACUGGGCCCUUUACAAUUCCUGCACGGUGGUGCACAAGCACUUGCCGGCCCUGGAUCUUCAACACAACAUAGGCGACUAUAUGCAAGUCCCUCCAGCAGGGGAAAUCGAGCGACCGCCUAUCCAGAUUGGGGAGACUUACUACGCCGUUAAGAAUAAGGCUAUAGCCAGCUGGGUGUCCAUAAAGGUGAUCGAGUUCACGGAGAGCACGGCCAUCGGUGGGAACACGAUGAAGAGCUACAAGAUCAAGUAUCUGAAUACCCCAUACCAGAUGGUAAAGACAGUGACGGCCAAGCACAUAGCUUACUUUGAGCCGCCGCCAGUGCGCCUUACAAUUGGCACCCGAGUGAUCGCUUACUUUGACGGCUCUACUCUGAGCCGAGGAAAGGACAAAGGCGUUGUGCAAAGCGCGUUCUAUCCGGGAAUUAUUGCCGAGCCGCUGAAGCAGGCAAAUCGGUUCAGAUACCUUAUAUUCUACGAUGAUGGAUACACGCAGUAUGUGCAGCAUCGGGAUGUUCGUCUGGUGUGCCAGGCCUCGGAAAAGGUUUGGGAGGAUGUGCACCCCGCGUCUCGCGACUUUAUCCAGAAGUACGUGGAAAAGUAUUCGGUUGACAGGCCCAUGGUGCAGUGUACCCGCGGCCAGAGCAUGAACACCGAGUCGAACGGCACCUGGCUUUACGCGCGCGUCAUUGACAUUGACUGUAGCCUGGUCCUGAUGCACUUUGAGGCGGACAAAAACCACACCGAGUGGAUUUACAGAGGCUCCUUGAGACUCGGUCCGGUAUUUAAGGAAACUCAGAAUGCCAUGAGCAGUGCCAACGCGCACCACGCGCGAGUACCAAGGCGCACAGAACCUUUCAUUCGCUACACCAAGGAGAUGGAGUCGAGCAACAUGCAGGUGAACCAACAAAUGCGGGCCAUGGCCCGCAAAAGCAGCUCCGUCGCGCAAGGCGCAGUUACCUCAGCAGCGUCAUCAUCUUCGGCCAAUACUUCGGCUGCCGGCCGCAGUGGCGGAGGAAAUGCUAGCCGCGGGCCCGUCAAGCAUUUAAACAAUUCGACCAUAUACGUCGACGACGAGAACCGCCCCAAGGGCCAUGUUGUUUAUUUUACGGCCAAACGCAACCUGCCGCCUAAGGUGUAUCGCCACCACGAGUGCAACCCGAACUGUUUGUUCAAGAUCGUCCACCGUCUCGACAGUUACAGCCCACUUGCUAAACCCCUGCUGUCCGGCUGGGAGCGCCUGGUGCUGCGCCAAAAGACUAAAAAGAACGUUGUGUACAGGGGACCCUGCGGCAAAAGUCUGCGCAACUUGGCGGAGGUACACACCUACCUUCGAGCCACCGAAAAUGUCCUGAAUGUGGAUAACUUUGACUUCACGCCGGAUUUGAGGUGUUUGGCUGAAUACUCAAUCGAUCCCACGAUUGUCAAAGAGGCGGACAUAUCUAAGGGCCAGGAGAAAAUGGCCAUCCCGUUGGUCAACUACUACGACAACUCCCUGCCUCCUCCAUGUACCUACGCCAAGCAGAGAAUCCCCACCGAGGGAGUGCACUUGAAUCUUGAUGAGGAAUUCCUUGUCGGUUGCGAUUGCGAUGACGACUGCUCGGACAAGUCCAAGUGCUCCUGCUGGCAACUGACUGUGGCUGGUGUCAAGUACUGCAACCCCAAAAAGCCCAUCGAAGAGAUCGGAUACCAGUAUAAGCGGUUGCACGAGCAUGUGCCCACUGGCAUUUAUGAGUGCAACUCACGCUGUAAAUGCAAAAAGAACUGCCUCAACCGAGUAGUGCAACACUCGCUGGAGAUGAAAUUGCAGGUUUUUAAGACCUCUAAUCGAGGCUGGGGGCUGCGAUGCGUUAACGACAUCCCCAAAGGCGCCUUUAUAUGCAUCUACGCUGGCCACCUGCUCACAGAAACGAUGGCCAAUGAGGGUGGCCAAGAUGCUGGUGACGAAUACUUCGCCGAUUUGGACUACAUCGAAGUGGCCGAACAACUAAAAGAGGGCUACGAGUCGGAGGUUGAGCAAUCCGAGCCUGAACCAGAGGAAGAUUCUUAUCUGCCGGAAGCCGAAGACGACGAUGAUUUCCGACCAAACAACUACUAUCAGAAGAAGAACAAGUUGCGCCCCACACGCAGUAAUAGCGCCUCAGCCCAAUCCACAGAAGUAGACUCGCAGGAGCGAGCGGUUAUCAACUUCAACCCGAACGCUGAUCUGGACGAGACAGUGCGAGAGAACUCUGUACGGCGGCUGUUUGGCAAGGAUGAGGCGCCAUACAUUAUGGAUGCUAAAACAACCGGAAACCUGGGGCGCUACUUUAACCACUCGUGCAACCCUAAUCUUUUCGUUCAAAACGUCUUCGUUGACACCCACGACCUGCGUUUUCCUUGGGUGGCAUUUUUUUCGGCCUCCCACAUACGCUCCGGCACAGAACUGACCUGGAACUACAACUACGAAGUGGGCGUGGUGCCCGGCAAGGUGUUAUACUGCCAGUGUGGAGCCCCUAACUGCCGCAUACGCUUGCUUUAAGUUUGUUUUAUAAGCUUACCUCAAACGAAAAAUAUUUCAACUAGCUGUUCCUUCCCAAUUAAUUAAUAAUUAAGUUAUGAAUAUUUUUCCAUAAUAAAAACUGAAUUUACUGGAAAA
Drosophila ananassae is the source of this 4029-nucleotide messenger RNA. It is a transcript of the gene egg, whose product is annotated as histone-lysine N-methyltransferase eggless. NCBI's taxonomy places the organism in Eukaryota, Metazoa, Arthropoda, Insecta, Diptera, Drosophilidae. Bases 109 to 3912 code for a protein of 1267 amino acids. The record is from RefSeq and is a predicted model, not a curated record. The transcript is spliced from 8 exons. Gene Ontology annotation, cellular component: nucleus. Gene Ontology annotation, biological process: negative regulation of gene expression; heterochromatin organization. Gene Ontology annotation, molecular function: histone H3K9 methyltransferase activity; zinc ion binding; protein binding.